This is a messenger RNA of Athene cunicularia (burrowing owl), 3089 nucleotides long. Its product is annotated as thiamine transporter 2-like. The record is from RefSeq and is a predicted model, not a curated record. Gene Ontology annotation, biological process: vitamin transport; transmembrane transport. Bases 126 to 1607 code for a protein of 493 amino acids. Gene Ontology annotation, cellular component: plasma membrane. The transcript is spliced from 6 exons. Gene Ontology annotation, molecular function: thiamine transmembrane transporter activity. NCBI's taxonomy places the organism in Eukaryota, Metazoa, Chordata, Aves, Strigiformes, Strigidae.
AUAGAGUCCAGUAGUUGCAGUACACACAGUACAGCCAGAAGAAAGACUGGAAAUACUAAAAGGGGACCUUUCCCUUGGAAGUAAGAAAGGAAGAGCUCCAGGAGACAAGCUUUGUUGCAGAGGCCAUGGGCUUCUGGAAGCAAGAGAAAAGCAACACCUGGACUUUUCCCACUGUGAUCCUCUGCCUCUAUGGAUUCUUCUACAUGAUGAAACCAUCAGAACCUUUCCUAACACCCUAUCUAACAGGACCAGAUAAAAACCUGACCAUGGAUGAGGUUACCAACCAGAUUUUCCCACUGUGGACAUACUCCUACCUUGCACUCCUUUUCCCAGUCUUCCUGAUUACAGACUACGUGCGCUACAAACCCGUCCUCCUCCUCCAGGGCAUCAGCUUCGUCAUCACGUGGCUCUUGCUCCUCUUCGCACACGGAGUGGCGGCCAUGCAGGUGGUGGAAUUCUUCUACGGGAUGGUGACAGCCACCGAGGUCGCCUAUUACGCCUACAUCUACAGUGUCGUCAGCACCGAUCGCUAUCAGAGAGUGACGAGCUAUUGCAGGAGUAUCACGCUUGUUGCAGCCACCAUUGCCGCGGUGCUGGGGCAGCUGCUGGUUUCCUUAGCAGGUGUAUCCUACUUUCACCUGAACGCCAUUACUUUGGCUUCCGUGUCCCUGGCAUUGGUGUGCUCCUUUUUCCUCCCAAUGCCCCAAAAGAGUAUGUUCUUCCACAGGAAAGAUGUCUCGGAAACUCUCCCGGGACCAGAUAAAGCUGCGGCUACAGGCGGCACCGACGGGCCACCGAGCCGCCCAGAGGACAAGAGCUCUGCAUCUGCUGACAGGGCACCGGCACCCGAGCAGCAGGCUGAGAAUGCCAAACCCCAGAGUCACAUGCUCAGAGUACUGGUGCAGCUGGGCAGGGACCUGAGGGAUUGCUACAGCUCUAGGAAACUUCUGUACUGGUCCCUGUGGUGGGCUCUGGCUACAGCAGGCUUUAACCAGGUUCUGAAUUACAUCCAAGUGCUGUGGGACUUCAGAGCCCCCGCUCACAGCUCUGCAGUGUACAACGGAGCCGUUGAAGCAAUAGCAACUUUUCUGAGCUCAGUAACAUCUUUCAUAGUACAAUAUAUGAAAAUUAAUUGGGACCUUUUUGGAGAACUGUCUUUAGGGAUCUUCUCUGCAAUAGAUGCUGGUUCUCUAUUUCUCAUGCACUUCACUACCAACAUCUGGGCAUGUUACGCUGGCUAUCUCAUUUUCAAAGCAUGCUAUAUGCUCCUCAUAACAAUAGCAACGUUCCAGAUUGCAGUCAAUCUGAGCAUGGAACGCUAUGCCUUGAUGUUUGGAUUCAACAACUUCAUUGCACUGGUGAUUCAGACCAUUCUUACAGUAGUCGUUGUGGAUUCAAGAGGCCUGGGACUGGACAUAGUGAUUCAGUUUUUGAUUUAUGCCAGCUACUUUGCAGUCAUAGCUGGGAUUUUCUUGGUCAGAAGCAUUUUCAUGCUUGUCUCAAGCAAAUGCAAAAGGAAGACAGCAAGAUCUUGCAAAGAUCAUCUGAAACAUGCUGAACACGAAUCAGAAGAGCAGAUUGUAACUGGCUACAUGACACGGCUGUAGGAGUCAGACAGACAGGCUCACGUGGCCAGGCCUGUGUGGGAGAAGAGCUCCUGCUGCAGCAUGCAGGGAACAGCAGUGCAAGAUGAAUGUACAACACAGCCCUGAAAAGCUAUGCUGAAUUGCUACAGCACUUCACUACAACAUAUGCCAGCUAAGGGAUCACCGUAAUGGCCCUGUGCCAAGAAGAAAAGAUAAGUUGCUUUAGAUUCUUACUUAUUUGCCUAUAAAUAGGUUAUCAGCAGUAAUUUAUACACAAGAAUAGAACAACCACCUUGAAUCCCACCAUGCGUGAUGGCAAAGAUCAGCAUUCACCCUGCCCUUGCUUGUUCCAGCUCUUGUAUAUGGUGUUGGCAAGCUGCUUCCAUGCAGAUUUGCUCAUGCAUGUGGGUGAAGGGUCUAUCCCCCCUUUUGCACAUACCUUGUUCUGAACCAAGGAAGAAGGGAUUGCAUUUGCAUCAUUAUUUUCUUUCUUACCUACCUAUAGGCAAUUCACUGACAGACUCCUCCUUUCUAAUUUAAAAGCCCAUGUCAGAAGUGGGCCUUUUGCACACAACAGUGCAGAAAAGCAGGGUUUGUACAACCUGUCUGAGAAGGUUCACUAAGACACUGCUUAAGCCACAGUUACUGCUUGGCCCACAUUUGAAAGCUGCAACCUAAACACUGUACUGAGUCCAUAGCAAUCUCAGUCUACAAGGGAAAAACUUCAGAGUCAAAAAAAAAAAAGAGCGAGCUCCGCUCCUUUCCUUGUGCCUCCAGUAAAAGUAAAUUCAAUACUGAGUGUCUUCCUGUUUCAACAGGAAAAAGAAAAAAAAUAAAAUCAAAGGGAUUGAGUAGUAUGGACUGAAGCCAGAGAAGUACAUUGUGGAGAAAUUUGGCUGAUUCUGCACAGGAAAACUUCAGACUGACACAAAUAUCCAGGAAAAUUUAUAACUGAAAAAGCUAGCAUCAUGUGUGCUUUUGAGUCCAGAUGAGGGAGGUCCACUGACCUUGACCAAGGGUUUGUCAGGGUCAGCACCUCCGAAUUUAUCAAGAAGCUUCAAGUCCUAUGGUUAAUUUAGUCCAGCACAUAGGACAUUUAGUCCAGGAUAAGAAAAAAGGCUGUAAAUGAGUUUGCAUAGUGAAUGCCUAAUUUAAUAUGAUAUCCAUAUAUUAAAGUUAUUUCUGUACUGUUGUUUGCCUCUAGCUUUCAAUACCUACAUCUAACUAAUAAAAAUAGAAAAUACUUAGCAUUUGGAAAACGGUAUUUUUCCUGUAGAGCCACAAGCUAUCAUUUGUACAGACAUACGUGCUUUUGAUACAACUGUCACAUACCGCAACUAGGCAAACUGCCCAGAGGUGAGAGCAAGCAGGAGAGAAACAAUUUAUUUCAAGUCACAAGAAUAAUAGGUAGGAUUUGACCAAAUGAACCUAGCUAAUUUUCUAGGGUCUUUGCUUACUAUUGUGCACUGCAUGGACAUUCUCUGUUGUAAACUGGCUCUAAGC